This is a messenger RNA of Gamsiella multidivaricata, 2390 nucleotides long. Its product is annotated as VID27 cytoplasmic protein-domain-containing protein. The transcript has 11 exons. The coding region runs from base 31 to 2307 and encodes 758 amino acids. NCBI's taxonomy places the organism in Eukaryota, Fungi, Mortierellomycota, Mortierellomycetes, Mortierellales, Mortierellaceae. Gene Ontology annotation, cellular component: cytoplasm; nucleus. The record is from RefSeq and is a predicted model, not a curated record.
CCUCUUGCCUUCCUACCAUACAUUCUCACCAUGAACGUCUUCAAGUCUCUCGGAAAACUCAUCUGGGGAGAUUCAUCCAACCCGGAGCUGGUCCAGAUUUCCUCAGGACAGUUUUACAUUUACAAAUCCACCGGAGUACGCCAGCGCACUAGGGAGUGCAUCUAUAUCGACUCCAUGGCAACUAUACGCCGCACUUCGCAGCCUUUCCAAUUUGUCCUCGCCAUUAGCCGCGUCUUUGAGGAGGGGGAGGAGACCCUCCAAGAGGAAGAACAAGAACUGGAAGACGAAAAGAUCUUUUUGAUUGACGCAGGAAUGAGGUUCAAGAAGGGCGUUUCCACAGGAGCAACCGCUUUUACCUGGCAAGGUCUUUCAUCAGAGGACGCAGGAGUGGAGUACGAGUUCGUUUGCGAUGAUGAGACAACCGUAUUCACCGCAAACAACUUUGAGAUCACCAUGUACCAGUGCAUGUACGAGCGCAAGCACCAGAAAUCACACUUUUCUGCAGAGGAGGAGGACAUUCUGAAGUUCCAGAUCUCUUCCGGCGCCAAUGAUUCAACUUCACCCUCAACAUCCCAUUCAGCCGCAUCUUCGAAAACAACUGCCAAAGGAGCAUCAAAAUAUCCUAUAAAGAAGGAGCAGAGGGAGCCUGCCGUUAAGGCGGAAGAGCGGGACCAGGGCAUUGAAAAACCAGCUCUUCGCGACAUUCCCACAACAUACGAUGGUGUGGCUGAGACUGUGGGAGAGCUGAAUCUUUUUGACCCCAGGACAAACCUAUUCAUGGCUCAGGCUGAUAAAGUGCGCUGUCAGCUUUUGCGUACAGCGAAAUAUACCUACUGGCUUGUCGUCCUCGACAGUGCCGGCAAGCAGCAGCUCGCACAGCCUCUGGAGCCAAGGAUGAACCCUGUGUUCAGUUCUACACAUCGCUCGUUUAUCUGGAAUUACUUUGACGAGCAGCACAACGUCUUUUCAUGGCUUAUCCGCUUCCCUACUGAGGCUGCUCUGAGCGAGUUCCAGGGCGUCUUUGGCGAGUGUAUGUACGAGGCCCUGAACCAGCAGGCGUGGGCAAAGGUUUCGUCCGAGGACCAAGAAUACAUGAUUAAGACUUACCAGGACGAUGUCGACAUGACCGAGGACGAGGCUCGUGAAGAGGAGGUCGAGGACGAGGGUAGCGAAGAAAAUUCUGAUGGUGAGUACGAUGAGGAUGAAUAUGACGAAGAUGAUGAUGAAGAGGAAGAGGAAGAGCAGGAUGGAUUCAAACAGGAUACGGCCCGGAACAGUCAGCUCGCUGUCGGCUUCAAGGAUCGCUCAUUUGUCGUUCGUGGAAACAAGAUCGGAGUGUUCAAGCAUACUGAUCGCGACGGCUUGGAUUUUGCGACGACGAUCAAAAAUAUCAGUAAUUCCAAGGGCCGAGAAAUCAAGCCCACUCGUGUUGUUUUGCAUGAGCAGGACAGGUCUAUGGUGAUGUUGGACCCCGAGGAUCUGAACACUGCGUACAAGAUGGAUCUCGAGUACGGAAAGAUUGUCGAGGAGUGGAACAUGCCUGGAACUUCAGGCGUGUUGAACCUUAUCGGCGACUCGAAGUACUCGCAUUUGACGGACAAUAAAACCAUGGUCGGACACUCUCACAACGCCAUGUUCCGUGUCGAUCCUCGUCUCUCUGGAUCCAAGAUUGCACAAACCGAACUCAAGCAAUAUGCCAAGGGCAACGAUUUCACUUGCCUUACAACAACCGAUAAUGGGUCAGUUGCCAUGGCAGGAUCGAAGGGAGAGAUCAAGUUGUUCAAUGUCAUUGGCAAGAACGCAAAGACUGCUUUGCCUGGCAUGGGCGAUCCUAUCAUCGGUAUCGAUGUUACCGGUAAUGGUCGAUAUAUCAUUGCUACCUGCAAGACAUACCUAAUGUUGAUUGAUGUCCUUAAUUCGGAGAACAAGAAGCUUGGAUUUGACGCCAGCUUUCCCGCCAAGGGCAAGCCCAAGUGCAUUAAGCUGCACCUGAAACCCGAACAUGUUGCUGCCAUGAAGCAGGCUGUUUCGUUUACGCCCGCCCGAUUCAACACGGGCGUGAACGAGGAGGAAAAGACGAUUGUGACAAGUACCGGGCCAUAUGUCAUUACUUGGAACUUCCGCCGCGUCAAGAACGGACACUACGAGUACCAGAUGAAACAGUAUGCGGACGAUGUCGUCGCAGACAACUUCAAGUUUGGUCAGGACCGCCAGAUCGUUGUUGCCUUGCCGCACGAUGUCACGGCGUUCUCCAAGCGCAACAUGACGAGCCCUGCAGAAACACUGAAGGCUCCGAGAAACAAGUAAAACUGCGUAGUAGUCUAUAACAUUGAUCAUAAUAAAAGACAGCCCCUUCCUCUGAGGUUAAAAUUGGCGUCGCCAGACCAUAC